CACACACACACUCAUGGUUAGUCCUUCCCUGCUGACACACGCAUGUCACACACUCUGGGCUCUCGGUGACUCCAGUGAGAGCGGGACUGCUCUGCUCCAGCACCUGCCAGCACUGACUGAAGCAGCAGCAGCAGCACGCAGAGUAAGAAGAGGGGUGAGAGGAUAACAGCAGCCUGUCGCUUUGUGUGUACUCCACUCCCCUGGACUGGGCUCGGAGCUGAGGAUGGAGAACACGGGAGGAGCGGGAAGUGAGGGAACUCUCUGGGCCGAAAUGCUGCUGAGUAAAGUUGGUGGAUCUUUUUAACUUUUAACUUCUGAGGGUGUUGACACAGGACGUGAAAAAUAAGGUGGGACCCUCGCAGCAGAAUGGCAUCCAUCCUCACCGCCACGUGUCUCCUCCUCCUGGCACUGACUCACCCUGCCCUCUCCCAGGACGUCACCCCUGGGACGGCGACCAACCGCGACACCCUGAUCAUCCCCACCUCUUUGACUAACCAGACGACAGCAACGUAUGUGGAGACCACCCAGAACUCACCUCUGGAGACGGGUCUGUCCACCCCCAACAGCGGAGGGGAUGCCGAUGAUGAGGACGGGCCCCCGGUCGGCGGGACGCGAUGCCAGGGUUAUUACGAUGUGAUGGGACAAUGGGACCCUCCAUUCAACUGCAACGCCGGGGUCUUCCUCUACUGCUGCGGGACCUGCUUCUACCGCUUCUGCUGCCAGUUCCGGCAACAGCGACUGGAUCAGACCAUCUGCUCUAACUACGACACACCCAUCUGGGCCAACACCGGGAAACCCGUGGCCACCAUCACCGAGGGCCAGGAUGACCAGGACCGGGACCGCACCCACCUCAUCGUCUACAUCAUCUGUGGCGUGGUGGCCAUCAUGGUGCUGGUGGGCAUCUUCACCAAACUGGGCCUGGAGAAAAGUCGAGGGGGGAGUGGAGGAGGUGGAGCAGGAGGGCCGCAUGCUGAUCUCAACUCCAGGACUCUAACAGACCUGCUGAAGCAGCAGGGACCAGAAGUGAGUACAGUGGAGAGCACUGUGACCACGUCGCCUGAUGAAGGAAGAGCCAACGGAGUCUCCACCAGGAUGCUUCGGAGCAGAAGCGAGCAGUACCAUCUGAAUAACUCAGCGUACGGCCCGUUUGGACAGGGUCUCCCUCACCCACACAGCAACCAUAGCACAGUGGGACUCAACAAGUACACUUCCCUCAAAGCUGUGGCCGACAGCGCAACUCGCAGUUACUACAAGAGCUUUCCCCUCAUGGACUUUUCCCAAUACCAGCCAGUGGCGCCUCCUGCCCUCCACUCCGCGCAAGUGCAGCCUAAAGAAAAGUCCUACAUCCACCAGCCGCUGCCAGCACACCACGACCUGCACACCCCUCUCUCCAUCUCCAUCCCACCCAGUCACCUUGAGCAUUCACGUAUCCCUAAAACCACAACCCACCCACUGCUGGCCAGCUCUGCCUUCAAAGCCUGGGAGCCCUCCAGCCGGCACGUCCAGAGGCAGACCUCCGCCCCGGGCCACACUUCUGCAUCCAUGCACUCGUCCGCCCGCAGACAUGCCUACUCCACUCGAAGACAACUGAGCGUCGAAAACAUGCCAGAUCUUUUCAGUCAUCCCUAUAGAGGCGUGUAUAGUGGACCCCGGGAAGGUGCAGCACAUGGACAGCACUUCCAGGCGCAGCACAUCCAAGGGCAGCACCCUCCUCACCCCCCCUACUACCCGCAAACCAGGCCAAAGAGCUUCUCCACACACAGUGCAACGGAAGUGACUGUUUAAGUUGCAGUGGCAGACACAGUGCGAUUGUGCGCAGCAGAGGUUGAGUUUGAGCCAAAAAAUAUUACGUUUCCAAAACAAGGCACAAGGUACAGGAAGGUUUGACGUUUCAGCAUUGUUUACCGGAUAAUUUUAGACUGAAAUAGAACAACAAUAACAAAUGCCAGCGAACAGAAGUGAAAGAUUUGACCAAGUCAAGUUCUUACAAUGGCAGCCUACGACCAGUAGUUCUGCUGUCUACUUUGGACCAGAUGGACUGGUACAAACCCAGAUGGAGUCCCUCAUCACACUAAGUGCACCCCCAGUUUGCUCACUUUAGUUAGCCCUGACUCUGUAGUGUUUGCAUCUAUCAAGUUCUACUCAGUACUAUUGAAGUGCCCUCCAGUGAAACUCAUAACAACGUACACAUAGCCACGGAACAAACGGCAUGAAGCUACGUGAGCAAGACAAAGACGAAGGCCGCCUACCUCAUCCCUGUACUCAAACUCAUCAGCUAGAUAACUCAGGCUCUUCCACUAUUCUUCGACAACCACUGCCAGAUCAUCCUAGUCCACAGCUGCAGAGGCUUGAGGAUCGUUCACGGUCUGUUGACCUUCCUUCUCUUGCUUAUGGUCAUUAAGUUGGGUCAUGACCGAAAGAACGAGCUGCAAGUGGGUGAAAGGGUUUUCUUGGGCGCCGUCUGUCAAAGGCCUUUUGUAUAGAUAAGAGGCAGUUAAGAUCAGAUCCCACAUCUUUCAGGGUCUAACCCACACAUCCAGGUCAUAGGAGACCAAUGCUGAGAUUUAAAGACUCCCCCGCUUUGUGGAUACUACUCUCACUAACAGUUGGGCAUCUCUCCUGGUUCACUGUCUUUGACCUUGCUCUUAAAACAAGCUUCCAUCUCUUGGUCUACCUCCCUCGUGCUCGUUUCCACCCUGGCGCACUUUGCAUUCUGUGCCAUCAGGCCAAGUGCACAAGGACAGCAUCCCCGGGGUCACAUUAACUCUACGGUGAGGACAAUGCCACCGUCAUGUCAGUUCCCAUCAGCCUCCAUCCUCACCAGGGAGAGGAAGAGGAGCGAGAGCCAGGGGCCGGACUCUUUAGAAAAGAGCAGAAAGGGACGAGAGACGCAAACUACAUGUUUUCUUCCUGUGGGGCAGGAACAGAAAGAAGUCACUAUAGAUCUAGAUUUCUCACUUCUGCACCACUCAGAUCAUAACGCGAGAGUGCAUGGACCUGUUUGGAUGUGUAUUUUACUGCCUCCAGGCUUCUUCUCAAGGAAAUCCGUGAAGGCAUUUUCACGCCUGCAGCCUCAGACUUUGCUCAUCCACGAGAGCGGCUGCUGCUAUGGCAAAACAUGCAACAGUUGAUUCAGUCUUCGCUGUAGUCACUUGUGAACCUCAGGAACCAUGAACUAUGAGCCAGAGUCAGCGCACUAUUAUGCUCCUCAGUUUUGUGCAGAAAAGGUUCAUCUAUUUCCACUUUUAUACAUUUGUAUUGCUAUCUCUAAAUGCAUAUAUAUAUAUAUAUAUAUAUAUAUAUAUAUAUAUAUAUAUACACACAUAUACGUGCUUGGGAAAAAAGUUUAAUAAAAGAAAAAAUUAUUUUGCAUUAAAUUCCACCCCCUCUUUAAACUCAAGGUAGAACCAAAACACAAUAGUCACACAGUUUCUUGAUACGACCCCAACAUUAGGGGAGUUGUGAGUGUUGCUACGAAAGAAUGGUUGCAAGAUCAAAUCCAACCGAGACUCUAUUGUUUCACUAAAAGAGCAGGGUGAGUAUUCCCCUUGAGACGUCUACCCGGUGAGAGCCGUUUUCCUAGCAACACCUCAGUAUCACACAGCUAAGCUGCAGGGGGCUUGUCGAGAACGAUGCACGUGUGUUUGCUUGAUCACAAUUACCCUUCAGUACGGUCAGUAAUUGUGAACAGCAGUUUUUUAUCAUGUGACAUUUUGACACACAGGAGUUAUUUUUCAUCUUAUUGAACGGUAGAUAAGAAAUAAUAAAUAAAUAAUAAUAUAUAUUAUGCCAUCUUGACUUUGUUGCUGGACCAAGGAUGACUUGUUCAACUUGACCUUCCAUGUUUUUGUACUGUAUUUGCCCUCACAAAGCAAAUCAUUCAAACUUACACAAAGCACAGUUAAGAGUCAUCACAACAAAUCUUAUCAGUUGUCAAAGUAGUUUGCUAGAGGCUGAGGCAACUCCAGACUGGAACCAGCAGCGCUGCACAAGCAAUCACGCAAAUCACAAGUCUCUCUCUGAAGGCCCAAAUAUUUGUAUGUCUCCUUCUGAUAUAGAGAAAAACAUACCAGUCAUUUGUGCUUCUGUCAGCAAACAAAUUGCUGUAGUUUGUUACAGUUCACCCCAGGCUACAGGCUACUUUACACUGUACCAAUGUUUUGUUGUUUUCAAAUUUCAUGUUUAGUAGUGUAACACAUUUGCUUUCCAAGUUCAAAAUAAUUAGUCUGUUCUUCUGCAGGAAUAAUUCAACUCACCAGAUUGUACAUAGAGCAAAUAUCAUCACUAAUUUUACUUUGUAAAUAUUGUAUAUCCAGAUGAUAAAAGGUCCUUUAUAUUUUUCCGGGGCAAAAAAAGGGCUUUACUGGAAAAGCUUUUUGUCAACAUUUGAAAGAGUUUAAGUUGGAAAUGACGUUAUUUUGCUCAUAUGCUUCGUGAAACGUGAUGCUAAGUGCAUUUCCUAGGGAGUCGGUGUCUAUAUUGUGUGUUACAUUUUUCAAUAUGUACUGUUUUACUGCUUAAAAAUUGAACGCUCUAUGGUACUGAACUCUACCGGGCACUGAAAUAGUUCACUCGAUUAUACGCCGCAUAGACGCUUUUAGAACAGUGUUGGGUACAAGACGCUAUAUAAGGUGUAGAUGAAAAUGUGCAACCAAUGCAAGUUGGAUUUCUGUAUGUCACUGUACUGGUACAACUAAUUUACAUUAAGAUAUGUUACAAUAACAUUGUUAUCUGUACAGCAUUUGUGACACUUUUAAAAGAAAACAUUAAAAUAAAUAAUGGUAUUUAAACUUUGUUUUGUCGGCAUCUCUGUAUUUGGUAUCUAGAGAAGUACGACUUCAUCAAUCUCUAGUGGGUAUGUAUGUUGUGCCCAUUAAAAUGACUGUUACGCCAGAUAUGCAAGAAGAUGCCAGCAUAUUCCAGCUAGGUGUAUAUGGUCUACAAAUUAAUUUCUCAAAAAGAAUAGUUUGGUAGACACUUUUAAUAACACAAAUUGAUGUCAAUUUCAACCACUUCCAUAUGACUUUUAAAAUAAUGAAGUAUUGGAGAUGUCAAUGACAACAAAUUGUUGAUUAUACAUAUAUAAAAAAGGCAUGAAACCUCACCAGGUGUUGCCCUGAAAAAUAAAUAACACUUCACCAAACUAGGAAACCUUGUCCCGUCAUCUUUGUGCUGUCAGGGACACGGGCAACUCACAGGGCAAUAAAUAACACCAAAAACACAGAGAUGCGUUUCAAAAUUGCAUUAAAAUGAAGUACUUCAAAGUGCACAUCCAGAGUCCAGUUUGUACCGUUGAUAGUUUCAGAUGUUUUCACGAUUCGAUUGUUGUGAGGCAACGACACCAAGUGUCCGUUUCUGGAACUACAUGAAGCGGUGCCAUUUAAUUCCCCGCAACUUGCAGGGUGUUGAGAUGAAAGCAACAAAUUGCACAA
Synchiropus splendidus (mandarinfish) is the source of this 5432-nucleotide messenger RNA. RefSeq names its product shisa family member 8b (gene shisa8b). The record is from RefSeq and is a predicted model, not a curated record. Gene Ontology annotation, cellular component: postsynaptic density; AMPA glutamate receptor complex; dendritic spine membrane. Lineage: Eukaryota; Metazoa; Chordata; Actinopteri; Syngnathiformes; Callionymidae. Bases 367 to 1785 code for a protein of 472 amino acids. The transcript has 5 exons. Gene Ontology annotation, biological process: regulation of AMPA receptor activity; regulation of short-term neuronal synaptic plasticity.